UACAUACACAGCGAGGGUGUUCUUCAUCGAGAUGUGAAACCUUCAAAUUGUUUUUUGACUGCGGAGGGGGAACUACGCCUCGGCGACCUUGGACUAAGUCGUGCAUGGGAUACGGAGGCAUCCAUGACUCACGAAGUCGUUUCGAGGUGGUACCGUGCUCCCGAGUUACUUCUGGGCCAGCGACACUACGGACCCGAAAUUGAUGUGUGGUCAUCAGGGUGCGUAUUUGCGGAACUUCUACGGGGGUACGGUGGUGCUUUUUUUGCAGGCGAUGGAGAUAUUUGGCAGUCGUCACGAAUAUUUGAUGUAUUAGGGACACCGACGCCCACAUCGUGGCCAUCGGCGGUGCUGCUUCCCGAUUGGGGAAAGGUGCACUUUGAGCCGAAGCGUCCUCUUCCUCUCCGUGAAUUUUUCCCGGAUGCCUCUGAAUGUGCAUUGGAUUUGUUGCGAAGAUUACUUUGCCUGGAUCCUCAGAAGCGUUUGACUGCGGCUGGCGCCCUUCGUCACGCCUACUUUAGUGAAUACCCGACGUGA
This is a messenger RNA of Trypanosoma cruzi, 534 nucleotides long. Its product is annotated as kinase, putative. Lineage: Eukaryota; Euglenozoa; Kinetoplastea; Trypanosomatida; Trypanosomatidae. The record is from RefSeq and is a predicted model, not a curated record. Gene Ontology annotation, biological process: protein phosphorylation; positive regulation of transcription by RNA polymerase II. Gene Ontology annotation, cellular component: nucleus; cytoplasm; transcription factor TFIIK complex. Gene Ontology annotation, molecular function: ATP binding; cyclin-dependent protein serine/threonine kinase activity; RNA polymerase II CTD heptapeptide repeat kinase activity. The annotation marks the transcript as partial. The transcript has a single exon.